GCGGGGGGGGGGGGGGCACUGCCUCGGGGUUGCCGGCUGCAGCGCCGGAGCCAUGGAUCGCCUCACCGGCGCCCUCCGCAGCCUCCAGUCUAACUCGGAGUCGGUCACGAACGGCAUCUGUGGGAUUUUGGCGCUGGCCAGCGUCCGGCUAUACGGUGCCUUCCACUUUAGCUGCCCGUGUCUACCCGGCUACAACACUGCGUACGCGGCGGCGGUGCUCCUCCUACCUUGCAUCGCCCUCUUCAUCUGCGGCCUCAUGGUGAACCGGCGCUGGCUUCUGCUGCUGCGGGAGUGGCGGAGGCCGGAAGGCGGCCGACCCCGGGACAUCAGUGCCUUGCUGUCGCUGCUGCUCGGAGUGGUGCGGAGCGCCGCGCUGCCUCCCGCCGCCUGGCUUAUCGUGGCACUACUCGAUGGCAAGUGCCUCGCCUGCGCCCUCGCUACCAGUCUGGAGCCCGGCCGCUUCGCCAAUGUUAGCGGCUACACUGAGGCCGAGCUGCGCGCCGCCCUGGCCCGGCUUCCCUGUAAGGACCUCGCCUCCGGGCCACUGCCCGGGCACCCGCCCUUCUCCAGGAAGGCAGCCUACCGGUACCUGCGCACCGUCUCCCAGGCGGUGGGAUGGACCACCCUCUUCCUGCUGAUCCUCGCCGCGUUCCUCGCUCGCUCCCUGAAGCCAUGCUCUCGACAAGUCAACCCCCUGCGGAACUGGUACUGGGGCAACUACCUCGACCAGGAAGAAAAGAUCUUCGAGGAGAUGUGCUGCGAGCAUGCGCACUCAUUCGCUCGGCGCUGCGUCCGCCAGUUCUUCGUCGGACCGGGAGAGGAGGGAACGGACUGGCAGGCGAGCCCGAAGGGGGCGGAGGGGGAGGCGGACUGCCCUCUACACGGUAUCACCAACAAAGAGCAGCUGAACCAGCAACUCCAGCUCUGGGACAACGCCAAGCCCCCACUGGCUAUCGAGGUCGAUGACCGGCAGACCCCUGGACACCCGGGGCUCUCUCACGGCCCGUCGGAAAACGGUGCAAGGCACACCCGGGUUUAAAAAAGCCAUUCCGCCCCUCCACUACCUUCGCCCCAAGACCUAGUGGGAUUCCUCGGGUCAGGUCUGACCCUCUCCUUUUCCGGGACGAGGUGCAACUCCUUCUCGAGUACCGGGAGGGAGCGGGAGCGAGGGGCGAAAGGAGAACUAAAGGGAGAAAGGGGAAGAGGGCGAGGGGUAGCUCCCUUUGGCUUAAUGAUUCUGUUGUUUUUCCGAAAGUGCCUGCACAUUCGCAAGCAAAACGUACAAAAUCCACACAGACAGCGCCCGGGGCCGGGAUCGAACUCGCGUCUCUGGAGCUGAGAGGCCUGCGCCACCAGCCGCUGUACCAUUCAGGCUCAUCAUUGUGGUAUCAGUGCUGGGAUUAGAACAGGGACUGGUCAUUCAGCCUCUCGAUUCUGCACCCAAGGCCGGUCAGCGCCAGUGUCCUGCCCGUUCCCCUACGGGCUGAAGCCGUCUGUUCCAGUCUUGAAUUUGUUUGUCGUGCCCCAGCCCCCAUCGAGAUUCCCAGUCCACAACGAUCCAUCCGGCCUAGUGACCCCGCCCCCACAAUGAAAACAACCACUGCCCCCUGCCCACCCUCUUCUCUCUGCUCACCGGAACUAUUAUCUCCCCGCCUCAGAGAUAACUCCACAAGAUCCUCAUACCCACCAACGGGGCCGACCGCUCUCAGAUGUGCCUCAGGCACUCCAGAGGGCCCACCAAUUCCGAAAUAGGUCAUCCCCCCUACAGGGACACUGCAGAGUAUCCUCCCUGAGAACUAUCCCCUCCUCACCAGUUCCGGGAGAUUUCUGUCUCAGUGUCACCCAGAAGGCUCGGACCUCCUCAGAUCACUGUGGCACGGACAAGCCUGAGACCGCGCAUGAAGCGCCGAGGGAGGGCGAAACCUCGGAAUAAACCCAGCUCACCGCACCUCGACACCCCCUGCCCGCCUGACCUCCCUAGUCACAUCGGAGCUCAGGGAGCGGGGACCCCAUGAGACUACCAGAGAAUAUCUCUCCCUAAAUGAGGGGGCCACGUCUGCAGACUCGAAGGGCCGAUGGCCUAAUUCUGCUCCUAUAUCUUUAUGGUCUAAAACUGCAGACUGUGGGGCCUCUUCCUUUGAUGUACUCCUCUGUGUUCCAAUCUAUCACCCCAUCGCCGUCCAGCGGCAAAAUAACAAGUUCUGACGACUGCUGGCUGCUCAAAAUAAAGCAAUAAGAGUAACUUAAAAUAAAAAUUUCUCAGAGCAUGGCAUGGUACCCAGUGUUAGUUUUUGGGAGAGUGUGAGUAUUAGUUUUCAGAAACAGAUUAAUGUGGGUCGGAUCCCAAGAGUGUGUGAUGGGACGGAAUGGAGGGACCUUUGCUCUGUGUCUGACCCCGGGGUCAGUAUUAGGACAGUAUUAGUCCGUGAGCCAGUAGGGUUGCUCGGUUACAUCUGAGGGGAAUAAUGCUCCUAGUGAUUUUUAGCAAGGUAUACAUCCCUGAAGUUAGAAAAUAUGCAAUAGCAUUGCACCAGUGGUAGUUUUAUGUAUGCAUUUUAUAACACUAGCCUAAGACAAGCAUUUCUGAAAAGUGGCCAAUAUAAAGUACAACAUAUAUAUUCAACCUAGUGGUAUUUUGUCAUCAGUGAUCCCUCAACAUUGAAAUUUGUCACAAUGAUAGCUGAGUUCAAGCACUUUUCAUCAAAUGUUAUAAAAUUCUACAUCGUAAACUAUGUCAUUACUGGCAGUCGCAGUACGGUUCACAAUUUCAGUAGAGUGAAUCAUUUCAUUUUUAGAAAAAUAUUUGUCUGUUGUUUAUUUUGGAA
Hypanus sabinus (Atlantic stingray) is the source of this 2825-nucleotide messenger RNA. RefSeq names its product calcium homeostasis modulator protein 3-like. The record is from RefSeq and is a predicted model, not a curated record. NCBI's taxonomy places the organism in Eukaryota, Metazoa, Chordata, Chondrichthyes, Myliobatiformes, Dasyatidae. Gene Ontology annotation, molecular function: monoatomic cation channel activity. The transcript is spliced from 2 exons. Bases 53 to 1039 code for a protein of 328 amino acids.